Messenger RNA from Fusarium venenatum, 195 nucleotides. The record is from RefSeq and is a predicted model, not a curated record. NCBI's taxonomy places the organism in Eukaryota, Fungi, Ascomycota, Sordariomycetes, Hypocreales, Nectriaceae.
AUGAGAUUUACCCGUCUCGAGCCUUCUACAGUCACACAAACACGAGUCGGAAAUAUUGCAGAUCAAUCAACAUGCUGGAUUCUUAGUGUACCAGCUCUCAAAUAUGUGUACAAGUAUCCAGUCAAUGCCAUUCCACCAAACGCCCAGUCGGAGGUCCUGUCUGUUCCCGUGGUAUCCCCUCCUAUGGCAAAAUGA